CCUCUCCUUGUGACGGCAUCAAAGGAGACGGAGCAGCAGCAAUAGAGAACGAAAACGCUUACACAAGAAAAAUGAGUAGAGAAGGAGAAGAAGACGACGACAUAGUUUGCUUGGACGCAUCGUUCUUUGUAAAUGACAAUUAUCAGCUGACCACAUUUAAGUUCGGGUCUCAUGUUCUUGAGCUACUCUGCCUCCAUUCCGCUUCAACUGAUUUUGAUUUGACAGGACAAUUGGUGUGGCCUGGUGCUAUGAUUUUGAAUGAUUAUCUUUCAAAAAAUUCUGAGAUGCUCCAAGGAUUUUCUGCUAUUGAGUUAGGAUCUGGUGUUGGUGUUACUGGGAUACUCUGCAGCAAAUUUUGCCGAGAGGUUCUUAUGACUGACCAUAAUAACGAAGUGCUCAAGAUUCUAAAGAAAAAUAUUGAGCUCCAUGCAGAUUGUCAUGCUGAAUUGGCUGCUGAGAAACUAGAAUGGGGGAAUUCUGAUCAAGUAAACGAAAUUCUUCAAAGAUAUUCUGGAGGAUUUGAUCUGAUACUUGGUGCCGACAUUUGCUUUCAGCAAUCUAGCGUCCCUUUGCUUUUUGAUACGGUGGAACAACUCCUUCGUAUUCGUGGAACACAAUGCAAAUUUAUACUUGCCUAUGUGUCCCGAGCUAAGAGGAUGGAUUCAAUUGUCGUCAAUGAAGCUGUUCAACAUGGUCUGCUGAUAAAUGAAGUGACUGGGACUCGAUCAAUUGUCGGAAAUCUUGAAGGAUUCAUUUUUGAAGUGACUCUUAAAUAGAAGCAUCAGAUAUGCUUUGGUUCAAAACUUUUGUGGUUAAGCGCAAUGGAACCUUGUGCAGUAGGGGACACCAAAAAUCCAACACAUGGGGAUAGAAGCUGUUCUUGAACCAGAGGCAACAGGUGCUAAAUCAACGGUUUUUGCUGCUGUUAGACCAAGGAUCAAGUUUUGCAUCGCAUUAUCUUCUUUAAGCUUGUAAUGGGGUUUCUUUGAGAACUUUCCUGAAGACUUCCUUUGGGUAGAGAAUGUCAAUUACAUAGCUCCUGUGAAUCUUUCCUGAAUAUACAGAAUUUGGACGAAGUUAAAUUUUUUAGCAUGGUUUGGGUACAUUUGGAAAUCGCAAUUUUUAGAAAGAACCUCCAGAUUCUUUCUCGGAA
Tripterygium wilfordii is the source of this 1153-nucleotide messenger RNA. Its product is annotated as protein N-lysine methyltransferase METTL21A. Gene Ontology annotation, molecular function: protein methyltransferase activity. The transcript has 8 exons. Bases 72 to 776 code for a protein of 234 amino acids. Gene Ontology annotation, biological process: protein methylation. The record is from RefSeq and is a predicted model, not a curated record. NCBI's taxonomy places the organism in Eukaryota, Viridiplantae, Streptophyta, Magnoliopsida, Celastrales, Celastraceae. Gene Ontology annotation, cellular component: nucleus.